Molecule: messenger RNA, 207 nt
Organism: Parnassius apollo (apollo)
Lineage: Eukaryota; Metazoa; Arthropoda; Insecta; Lepidoptera; Papilionidae
Source: the annotation of a GenBank genome assembly
AUGGCAUGCAGUGAAUUGCUUAAUGAAAUAAAUUUCGAAAUCCCGUACAGAUAUCCACGAAAUCCUCUCACUAACAUACUUGUUGUACCAGCCAGUGAAAUGUUUAAAGAAAUUGGCCCAAAGAAGAAGAAAGCAGCUGGACAUAAAAGUCAGACUGUCACUGAGGAAGAGAAACAGAAAACAAAUAAAAAGAAACAUUGCAGAUAA